Molecule: messenger RNA, 405 nt
Organism: Mesocestoides corti
Lineage: Eukaryota; Metazoa; Platyhelminthes; Cestoda; Cyclophyllidea; Mesocestoididae
Source: the annotation of a GenBank genome assembly
AUGACCACACCCACCGCACACACACAGUUCUACCACUCUCUUGUGAAAACCACCACGCUCCAUCGGCACCUGGGCGGUUUCUCCACAACCCUCACCUACAACACAUCCCUGGAGCCCUUCCACGGUACAUCCAACCCACUCCACCGACUACCAAACAUUGCAGAGACGCGCGUCACCAAGUCUGUCCAUGCCGCCAUCUCUGAUGGCUUCCUCAACCACCUUUUGAGUUGUACGGCUCUGAUUGCCGACGACAACACAUCACAGCUCGUCAUCGUGGAGCGUGUUCGGACGCCGAGAUUCCACGCCGCGCACAGGAGUAGAGCCACCUCGCAACCCUACCACCAGAACGAGUCCACACAACGCCGCUUGUGCAAACACCAUGCCUCAUCUCACAUGCAUUCAUGA